This is a messenger RNA of Neolamprologus brichardi, 2937 nucleotides long. It is a transcript of the gene rgs19, whose product is annotated as regulator of G protein signaling 19. Lineage: Eukaryota; Metazoa; Chordata; Actinopteri; Cichliformes; Cichlidae. The record is from RefSeq and is a predicted model, not a curated record.
UCCGGCGGCUGUGAGCGCUGAUUGGAGCAAAUGAUAAAAAGCUCCCGGUGCGCGGCGGUGAAGGCAGACAGACGCACGCGGAUGUGUCUCCGGAAGCGCAGCGGAAGCCGCCCCGCGGACCUCCUUCAAGCCCAGAUUAGGUCCGAGGCUGAACAGUGGAUGACAUGCGUGUGCCCGGCCUGCUAACACCGCUGACGACGCGCGCUCUAACCGACCGGCCGCUCUCUCGACAUGGCGGAUGUUCUGUACACAGGUCCGAUUCCGGCCGAGCGAGGGGCGGAGCUUACCAUGGGCGGAGGUCGCAGCGAGACCUCUGCACUGACCGGGACGGGAGGGGGGCGGGGCACGGCCACUACCCAAAAUUCCCAGCGGCCCAACGCCUGCUGCUUCUGCUGGUGCUGCUGCUGCAGCUGUUCAUGUCUCACUGUCAGGAAUGAAGAGGAGAGGCAGAGGCAGAGGAGGAGGAAGAAGAUACCGGACACAAAGAUGGAAACCAUACCAAACUGUGAAGCUUGCACCAAACCAUCGUUAGAAGAGAUCCGGCUGUGGUCUCAGUCCUUCGACAAGCUGAUGAGGAAUCCGGCAGGUCGAAAUGUUUUCCGGGAGUUCCUGCGGACAGAGUACAGCGAGGAGAACAUGUUGUUUUGGCUCGCCUGCGAGGACCUCAAACAGGAGAUGAACAAGAGCGCCAUUGAGGAGAAAGCUCGUUCCAUCUAUGAAGACUACAUUUCUAUUCUGUCACCAAAAGAGGUGAGUCUGGAUGCUCGGGUUCGAGAGGUGAUCAACAAGAAGAUGCAGGAUCCGACGCCACACACCUUUGAAGACGCCCAGCUGCAGAUCUACAUGCUGAUGCACAGGGACUCCUACCCACGAUUCCUCGCCUCCAACAUCUACAAGGCGCUGGUUCAUGGCGGCUCCCGUACGCCCUCCGAGUCCUACUCCUAAACAUCUUCAUCCAACCUGCGCUCCGCCUCCAUCCAAGUCUUUCAAGCAGUCAUCACUCCAUCCUCAGCUCUUCCCACGUACUCAUCUUCAUCGUCUCUCAUGUUUUCUUCCUUUUAGUCACACUCCUGCUCACUUCUUUCUUCUUUUGUAGUCACCUUCUCUCAAUGUGGAGAUAAUCAUUUUGAAAACAAGAAGAAAAACCCUGGAAACAGAUUUACAAUGUUUAUAAAAAUAUAUAUAUUUUUCUCGAAUUUGAAAUCUUAAUCAGGCCUUUGACGUCAGUUAGACCUUGUUAUGUGCAGGGUUAGUGCAGUGCAGUGAUUAAAAACUAGCAGUUAAAUGUUAAGACAAACUCCUGGCCAACAGUUUCAGCUCAGCGAGGCUUUGAGCUCAAACAGAUGAAUUUUAAUAGCAGUGAACUUAUUGAUUUUAGGUGAUUUAUGAGUUUUACGUCACUGAAAUCAGACUAAGCUGAUCCCUGAUCCAUCCCUGCCUUCCUCCUCCUCACGGUUCACCUUUGGUUCAUGUUUCCCUCCUGAGGGCACCAGCGAGUGACACUGAAGUUUUACUGGAGUGAUUGUUUUUUCAGUGGGAGAAAUAUUCACAUGUGCCAUCAGCUCUUUGUGGAUUUUACCAGCCUUGCUCCUUAGCGUCUCCUUUCACAGAGCCAGCUGACUCCACCUCGCACUUCAGGAAUGAUGCGGUUCAAAGAAAAAGAUGAAUGCUGCGUCGUUCCCUUUCGCUGUUUUUGAACUGGAAACACGACGCUUCCUCAGACGCUUCACCUUUGGUAGUUCGCUGGAUCGACGACUUUACUCCUGACCACAGGGGGGCGCCGCUUCCUCCAACUACUGACUAACAAACGACUACAUGAAUAUUUUAUAUCACAGAACUGAACGUGGAACAUUUCACCUACUUUUGUUUGUCGUGGUCUCUCCUCGUCCUGGUUUUUCCAGAAGAGGAUGACCCAACGAGACUGAUUACACCCGACACACACACACACACACACACACACACACACACACAGAGCAAUAAAAACACUGGAGUUUAGAAAACAGAAUCAGUGCUACUUUACUUACACGGACCGUUCAAUAAUCAAUACUUUCCUUCCAUUAAUGGUCAGAAAGACACAGAUUUGAGUUUCGGAGUAAACGAAGCUGCUGUGUCUUUAAAAUGAUGGAUAAUCAGUAAUAAUGAUUAUUGUUCAUAAUUAGUCUGCAACCAAAAACUACUGAGAGAUGAAAUGCAAAGCUGCAGGCGGACGUUUGUGUUGUAAUGAAUGAACAUUGUGUCGCAGAGACCACAAAAGAAGGACCUGUUAAAGAUGACACAGAGGAGGUUUUGCUUGUGCGGGUGGAGAACGUUUCACUGUUUACCACCAAGAAUAACGCGCAGGUGAAGUCAGACGUACGCCGCCAUCACGUGAAUGUUUAUGGUCGCCACAUCUGUUUUCUUACAAAUUUAUAACAGGCCCUGUAAGUAUAGUAUCACACACACACAGACACACACCGGGGCUGCCUACCUGGGCGCUGCUGCUGCUGCUGACCUCUGCGACCUCUCACUUUUGACCUCAUCACUGUCUGUGGCUCCUGAUUAGCUGCAGGAGGCCACCGGGCUCAUCUGUGGUUGGUCCAUUCAGGGAGGGGGGCGGGAGGAAAUCCCAGGUGCAAAAAAGCAGCCCAUGUUGUGAGUCGGACGCUUCCUGCACUGCUUCAUGGGAACGCUGGUAGAUGGAGGCGGAGGCCACAGGUUCAAACAGGAGAUGCCUCCCUCUUCAGCAGACCAGUCACACGAUGCAUUUCUCUUCGUAUUGUUGAUGUUAUUUAUUUUCUAUUUUGUUAAAACUGUGAUUUUAAUUGUACAAAUAUAAAGAGAAAACUGAAGAUCCAACGAGAGGCUGCUUGUUUUGUGACAGAAAUGACCUGAGAGGUCACAGUGUUCACACCUGUGUUAACACCAAGGACUGAACCAAUAAAAUCUCCCAGGCUGAAA